Molecule: messenger RNA, 4238 nt
Organism: Camarhynchus parvulus
Lineage: Eukaryota; Metazoa; Chordata; Aves; Passeriformes; Thraupidae
Product: CDC42 small effector protein 2-B-like
Exons: 5
Coding region: 1521-1751 (76 amino acids)
Biological process (GO): regulation of Rho protein signal transduction
Cellular component (GO): plasma membrane
Molecular function (GO): small GTPase binding
Source: RefSeq, a predicted model, not a curated record
CGCGCGCUCCCCUCCCGUGAGGGCGGAGUUGCGGCAGUGCCGGUGGCCGGGCCUGCGGCGGCUGGGCCGGGCCCCGCUCCGGACACCGGCCCGGUUCUGCAGUGAGGUGCUGCGCUAGGGCCGAGACCGGCCGUGGCUCCCCGUGAGGGCGCUCGAGGCUCCUGAGGGAGCGGCGGGGCGGGAAGGCCGCGAGUGCGGGGGGCGCCCCCGCCGCUGUGCCGGGCAGCCCCGCGAGCAUCGCUGGGUCAAGGUCACGGCGCGUCCUCGGGCGGGGCCGGGGCCUCGGGAGGCCCGGGGAACGCCGACCGCGAAAUCGACACCGAGGGAUUCUCUUCUGUAGCCCUCUCUAAAUGAGCGCAAUUCCUGCUUUUCAUGCUUCCCUCGUAUGCUUUGCCUUGACCGUCAUGUUUGUUCCUCUGCUGUGCCUGAGGCGGAGGAAUUCUACCUUUUCUUGUUAAGGCUUUUUUUCCCUUCUGUAAAAAAGGGAAAUUUAUGAUCAUAGUUUUUUUUUUAGUAACAGUAAAUUUCAUCAUUUACAAGCCACUUAAUCCGUUCAACAUGUUUACAUUAUUGGCAGUGGAUAUGUUGCCAACCAUUUGCUUGCUUUUUGUUAUUUUACUGUUUUUUCUGGUAAGACUGCAAGCAAACUUAGUUGAUUUCUCUUGCAGUUGUUUUAACUUCCAAACAGAACACAUACUUUGGUCUCUUGGCUUUUCUUCUUAUUUGAAGGGGAGCAGACACAUAGUUGAAAAUAAUUUUUUAUUUUAAUAAUUAAGUGUGGAAACCUUGAGUCUCUGGGAGCAAGGUGGUGUCCCAUGCCCUGGCACAAACGUUCCUGUCCUGGGGGAUGAUUCUCUGAGUCAUGCAGAGGAAAAGAAGCGUUCUGAUGUAAAAGACAACAGGAAGGCGUUCAGCACGCCGUGUGCCAGCAGGACACCUGCAGAGCUGCCGCAGGGUGGAAGUGAGCCACAGGCUGCAUGGGGAGUGCUGAGAAAACUGCACGGCUGCACAAAUCUGACGCCAGAGCAGGGCUCUAUUUUUGGUCUCCUCUCUGCGUUUCUGACACCUGUAGGGACGUGUGAAGUGCACAGGAGACUUGUGCAGCACCUCCCGGAGCAGAGGAGCCGCCGCAGGGCAUGGGAGCGCAGCGGAGCGUUCUUGCUUAGCCAACAGGACUAAUUAUAACCCAGGAAUAUGAACUGUAAAUGUGCUGAAGCUGCCGAGACGGGAGCUGGGUGUGUGCCAGCGCUUGAAUGAGGACGCACCAUCCUGUCAGGACUCUCUGGGAGCAGCAGGCAGCACCGAGGUAUGCACGGAGCCCCACGGAGGGAGAUGGACACGCAGACGGGGGUACGGCAGGAGGACGGUAUACUUAUCAGAGGCAUUCUGUGAUCACUACCAGUGAACCUGCACAAGCAUUUCCUUUCUAAGCUCACUCUAGGAACUGCACUUGUCCUUGUACUGCUUGAACUCCCAGAGAAUUAUACUUAACAAGACCUUUUUACCUACUGAGAAAUAUAAUGACUGAGUUCCUGGUUUGUUUUAACUGGUGCAAUGGUGAACAGCCCCCACCGAAGAGGCGCCGGAGACUGGACCGGAAUAUGAUAGGAGAGCCCAUGAACUUUGUGCACACCGCGCACGUCGGGGCCAGGGAGAUGAGCAGUGACUAUUCCUCAGCUGUAUCAAUUCAGGACCACAUGAAGUCUAAAGGUGGCUACACAAAUGGCACUUCUGCAACUGUUGAAAUAUAGGAAACUGAGAGAAGGCUGAAAUCUGCUCUGUCUUAUGAGGAUCCCCUGGACUGGACUGUGCUUUCAUAUUCUCUAAAACCUUGUUAUCAUGGAGUAGGGAGAGUACCUGAAUUAAAACUAGGUCAGUACAAGCUUUGGUGUUCUUUGCACAAUAUCAUCUGGAGGAGUUACUGUAAAUUAUCCUCAAAAUGGUCUUUCAUGGUAGUGUUGUAGUAACAACUGUAAUUUGUCACUGUGGAUGACUUCCUAGCUCUGUCCCAAAAGCUUCUCAAAGCUUUCAUAUCAGAUGAGAUUGGAGGUCAGUAUGAAUUGUCUGGGAUUUUGGCAUCUUUUUCUCCUCUCAGGAAAUGCAGAGGAUAUUUCAUUGGAAGGUAUCACAUGAUUUCACUUCUUACAUGGGCUAAACUGAGUUGCUAAGUAUGACCUUGUAGCUGUCAGAUAACUUUGGACAUGUUUUUUAGAUGCUUUACAACCUAAUGCAUAAAUCUUUGGUAUUUUUUAGUGCCUUUUGAUAGUGAAUGAACUCUAAUGUAGGAUAGUUAGCUGAGUCUGCAAAACACAGUGAAACUUCUGCCUUGCCGAGAUAACACUUUUGUAUCUAAAAAUGGAGCUUUUGCAAACAUUCUGACUCUCAAAUGAGACUUAGAGCAAGAGCUGUGUCCCUCAGUGACUGGGCUGCCUCCGUGCACACACACUGCUGUGACUGGCAGCUAUCACUGCAACACAGCUAAUUGUACCUACCAGUUAACUUCCAGUGGUGCUACAAUAUGCUCACAAGUGUAUGUUAGUUGUGCUUGACUGCCACUGAAUUUUAAACUAAACAUGUUUAAGAUCCCUCUUUUUGUUACCUCUCUGUAACAGUAACCACACAGGACUUCAAGGGGUAUCUUGCUUGUCUUUCUGGCUCCUUAAUUUCAAGACUGUCUGUUUUAUAUGAAAUUAAUCUUUUCUUGCAUGUGGUGUAAGUGAUACGGCCAUGUGAAGGACACACAUUUAAAGAAAAUUGUGAAAAGUUGCAGGAGAGUAUUAAAUGGAAACAGCAUUUUGCAAAGUUCCAGCACUUCAUAAAUAUUUAAAUAAAUAUCCAUAAAUAUUUAGACAUACUCAAACUACAGUUUAUUACUUAGUUCUUAUUCAUCUUUCUAUUAAAUGACAUGACAAAACUGCUGAAGCAAAACUGGGUUUUUCUCUUACCCAAUCACUGACAAUUGUUCCCCAGCUCAAAAUUCUGUAUGACUGACAUUGUAGAAACGGGAAAUCUGCCUGCUCUCGUGGGAUUAACUAAUUGUAAGUGUUUAAAUUGCUGCAAUAUCAGCACAAGUUAUGCUGGAAGUCAGCAAACUCUGCCCUUGCUCUCGGCAGAAGAUCAGUUACGAACUUUUUUCCAUUAAAAAAAGAAAUAUAUAUAUAUUAUAUAUUAUAGCAAAUCUUUGAACUUGUGUGAUUCUGUUUGUAGCUGUGAUACUUCUUAAAUCUAGGCUGCUGGCUUUGCUGAAUUGUUAGGCUGCCUUUUCUGAGCAUACUUGGGGAUUUAAAACAUGAAUGGUAGUUUCUGAAUAUGUUCAAAAAAACAGCUUUUCCCUCCCCCAUAUUUUAUCUUUUAGUUCCAAAAAGGAAGAGGGAGUGUUGCUUUCUGGAACAGUCAACAGCUGAUCAUAACAUUCUGUAACCACAUAAGAGAAAUCUAAUAUCCAUGUCUUGCUAGAUCCUUAUUCUCAAAUUAGAAUGCACACCAAAUCUUAAUCUAUUUUAAAAUUAGCAUCGUUAACUGUACAUUUAGCUUUUGCAAGUCUUUUACAUUUCUGUCUUCUAACUUGAGAUAUAUUCUAACAGCCUAGUUAAGAUAUAGAGUUUAAAGAAUCUAAUUCUUGUAUAGUGUUGAGGAAGCAGGAAGUGGCCAAGUUGUUUGAAAGAAUAGAUUCUAAUUCAUCUGCUAUUACACAGAGUUAAUGUAUUCAGUCAUCUACACCUGCCCAGAAGAAGUGGUGGUAGGGCACUUGUCAUGAAGAAAAUGGGCUGUGUUUUGUUAACACUGUAAGAAAGCCCAUUGAACAGGACUUAGGGUUUCUUGAAAACCCAUUCAGCAGAUUUAAAAUUAGUGGUAGAACUAGAAAUAAAGGAGUUGGUGAAUAUUUCAGUUCUUCUCUCUAAAAAGAAAUGAACAGAAAAUUUGUUAUUAAACACUUAAUUUAGAGAAAAAUCCUAGUUUUGAUCAUGUAAACCAAGUAGCACUAUCUGAUGUGAAAGUAACCUAUUUUCAUCAGGCUAUAUAGUAUUAUAUAGGACCAUAUUGAAGUGCAACAUCAUUAAAAAGAAAUGUUUUGCUAUUACAUUAAAAGUGUCAUUACUUUUAAGAAUCUAAUAAACAUAACACAUGUUUUAGGGCUUAGGUAUUUUUUGUUCUGUAUUUAGAAACCUUAUGUACCUGUAAUCUAUCAUGUAACUCAGUAUGAGCCUAUCUUAGUUAUAAUAAAUAUGUUGAACUGG